AUGGUUGAUGCUCGGCUGAGACGAUUGCGCGAGAAGAAACCGAGCGGUAAGCUCAAUGUACCUGCUGCUAUUCAUGAUCAAUGGCAGCAAGGGGGCAAAGCAAGGGAUGAACUCCGUGCUUUCUUUGAAAAAUAUGAUCUCAACAAGGAGGUCUUCAUCGCCAAAGUCGUGAAGUUGAUUGAGCAAAGGAACGAGGACUCCCAAGAAAUCCAAUCUGGAUGGUUUACGCCAGAUCAGAUGAAAACGGAGUUGAAAUGGAGCCAGUCCUACAUCAAGGAUGCCGUGGCUUACUGCAAGAAGCAUGGUCUGGUCAAGAAGCUUUGCUUGCAAAAUAAGAAGCUGGCCAUGACCCGUGCAACCCCCAACCAAAACCUUCAUCCCCCUCCAUUUUACAAUUGCUUAAACUUAUUUGGCUUUCUGAACCUGGUUCACCGGCCACUGGAGUUGAGGAACGACAAGUACAGCGAGAAGGUGUUCAAGUACUUUGUCGACUACUCGGACAAAGAGUCGAAGAAAAAGGUCUACACUGAGAGCCAACAGCAUACUUCGACUGAGGAGAAGGCACUCAUGUACAUGCAUUAA
This is a messenger RNA of Durusdinium trenchii, 582 nucleotides long. The record is from the annotation of a GenBank genome assembly. Lineage: Eukaryota; Dinophyceae; Suessiales; Symbiodiniaceae.